CUCAGAAUAAAAAGAAAAAAGAUCAGGCUAGAUUAGGAAAAAAGAAAGCCAGAGAACAAGCAUUAAGAAGAGAAUUUUUAUUAAAAUUAGUAGAAUCAAUAAGCAAAGACGAGGAAGAAAAGGAAAUCCUAUUAGCUGCCAUAGAAGCCAAACAGGAGGAAAUAAACCAAAACAAGCAAAGCCAGGACAAUCAGGAGGAACUUCGUAAAUCUGGGGAAGAAUUAAAGGAGGCACAAAGUAAAGCCCAAUCUGAACCUGAACCAUCAGAGAAUCAAGAGAACGAUAAUGAUGAUCACUCUGGGUCAGAGAAUAUACCGUCUAGCAGUGGUUUACCUACUCAAAAUAAUUCCGAAGGAAAUUGUGCCCUUUGUAAAAAAACUUUAUCUGAUACAGAAAAAGCCUUUAAUUAUCCUACCGAAGAACCUAAUUACAAAUUUUGCGAUA
Racocetra persica is the source of this 444-nucleotide messenger RNA. Lineage: Eukaryota; Fungi; Glomeromycota; Glomeromycetes; Diversisporales; Gigasporaceae. The record is from the annotation of a GenBank genome assembly.